GCACUGCAUCCGCGACGCAUCAUAGCCUCACUGAGAGGAGCUUCUUACAAGCCCGUCCUAAAUCAGUGUAUUUCCUGGUGACUGAUCUAGAGGCUCUACUUGGCCUCAUACGCUGCAGGAAUCGUCGCUGCACACUGUAAUUGUGGAAACUUUCGGUCUCUUUCGGUGCUGUUCCUGGCCGAGAAACCUUGGUCCAACCUUUGACUUUAUCACAUCUCUCACUCGAGAAGCUGCAACAAUUCAACUUCACGGUGCGAAUCCGUCUUUCAACAACUUGAGCGAGGACCUGUUUGGCGAGGGAUAUUGCCUAAGAGACACUAUCGGGACAUCCGUGUCGCAAGCAUUCGCCCAGCGCACUUCUACCUUGCUCAGCUGCAGCCAUGUUCAGGACAGCCGCUAAGAAGAUCGCUCAUAACACUAUGAUACCCGUCCUUGGUGCAAACAAGGACCUACGCUCUCUGCAGGAUCUCAUUACGGCAGAGAAGGCUGUGCUUAACUCUCUGGAGAGACUAAGCGCAGAUCUUGCGAAGGCCUCAGAAGCAUUGAAGGCGUGGGGCUUGGGUGAAGGUGACGAUCUCGGGGACACGCUCACUAUGUCAUGCGUGCUGUAUCAACACUUCGCAGAAGCACUCAAGAAUUAUGCUGGUCAUGAAGUGUCUGUGCGAGAACACAUGAAGGCUGUACGCUCGCGCGAGGAGCGCCUCGAUGAGCUCCGCAGACACCGGAAAAGCGUCGUUUCCGAGGCGGACUCUGCGGAGAGGAAGCUAUCCAAGAUGAAUCCUGACAGCAAGAACCUGCAGGCGCAGACCGAUCAUCUCAACAAGCUGAGAGACGAGAUCAGGAUUAUAGACAUGGACAUCAUGGCCGAAGAGGCAAGUCUGAGCGACUUCAAGCGUUCCACCGCCAAGAUAUGGAUGGGCCUGAAGUUCGGUGGUCUCGUUGAGUGCUCACAGAAAGGCGUUAUCAUCGGAGAGACAGGAAAGAUGAUCAUUGCUGAAAUUCCCCUAGAGACAACGGAUCCUGGCCUCCCGCGAGCCACCUAUCAUGGCUACGCCCGGACGGAAGCUCUCCUCGACCACGCUCGGCGCACUCUCAAUGAGGUCAUAUUCUUCCCCGAGCCAGAUCAAGAAGCACUGCAGCAACCUAUCAUAGCGAGGGCCUUCUCCAGCCCUGAGCUGCCUGCCAUUCCGAACCGACAAUCGAGCAUAAGCCAGUUCGCACUGGCAGGCCCUACCAGCCGCCGCGAUUCAGCCUCAAUGUCAUCAACGUACGUGAUGUCCCAGCCAGACGAGCACCAGCUCCAGUCCUCCCCGCGGAACAGCCAGCAUGUCCGCUCGUCCCAGUUCGACCCAAGCUACUCCAGCUUCCCGAUGCCGCCACAGGCGCCGUUUACACAGCUAGGGACGCAACUGGAGCAGACGCCCUCAUACGAGGAUCUGCAUCUCGUGGGCUCCCCUCCGCCUGUCAAUGAAGCCGAAUUCGGCAUUCUGUCGGCGGGUAUGCGUUCUCCGCGUGCCAGCUCGGUGCCCAGCCCACGCUUCUCCACUGUGCCUGCCAGAGCGGUCGGCCCGCGCCCUCUGCGAGGCCCGUCUGCGACUGGCGCUGCGCGCGGCUCUGCAUACGGCACACUUCCAUUACGAAUGGAUGGGCGGCCGCCUUCACUCGAUGUCAACCCGCAGGACUCGUUCUCGUCCAGCAUCGCCGAGGCGCUGGGGGAGGAUUUCGAAAUUGGCCAGGAGAGGGCAGAUCCGUCAUCGCUUGAUCCACCGAGCAAGAACGGGCAGGAGAAGAAGCGUCCAAGUAUGGACUCGCACAAAUCGUAUUCGCCGCCUCCGCCGCAGUACUCGGCAGCCGUGGCCGGGACGUCUUACGACCCGCACCGAGGUAGUACUGAAGGGAGGCAGCCAGAGGCGCAAUCGUCGUACACGUCUUCACCUCUCGAGCCUCCUGCCUCUGCAAUCGGACGCGAGAAUAGAAGGGUGACCUUCGAGAGUUCACCACCUGCGGAAAUACGGCCACCCGCGGCCCAGGAGCCUGAGAGCGCAGAGCAGGACAGGAACAGCGAAGGAGCGCAUUCAGUGACCACGUCAAAUAGCAUGACUACUGAUGAAGGGUCGUCACAGAACCCAUUCGAAAACGAAAACAAUGAGGUGCUUCCGCAAGAGCAAAUCCCAGAAACACAAGAAUCAGCAGCAGCGGCCGCCGUCCCGCCACUACCUGCGCGUUCGCCAACCCCGCCGAUCGACGACCGCUCGCUCAACGCAGUCGCCGCACGCGAAGUCUCCCGCGAACUGGACUCGCUCAUGUUCAACCCCGCUCCCGCUCCCGCGCCCACAGCCUCUCCUCCUGCUACUAACCGGACCCCGUCACCACUCGUCCCACCCCUGGCGCCCUUCGCCAGGCCGGGCCCGAUUCUACGGCCAACCAUGAACACUGCCGUCAGUUAUCCACGGCCAAGCAGCCCACACAUCGCCCCGCAGUACGUCCGAGAGCGCGACAAGUCGCUCGCAUCGCCGAGUGUGGGCUCCGUAUCGGACGAGCAUACCACGGCGCCCUCGCCCGCCCCGAGCGCGCCGCUUAGCGCGGACGAUGCCGCGUCGCUCGUGGCCCUGCCGCAGGCGCCCGCGCUCAGCGUUACACAGGUCACGCCCUCGCGUGCGACCUCCGCCUCGCCGUUCCGCACGCCGUCGGAGCACCUCGCAGGCUCGAACGCGUCGUUCUACAGCCUCCCGCCUGCGCUGACCGGCUCGGGCACGUCGUUCGCGUCGCAGUCGGGCAAAAUCUCCGCAGCGGCAUUCCGGCGGCAGCAGCUGCGCAGCCCGAGCAUGCCGCCCGCCGACAUUGGAGGCGGGGCCACGCUGGCGGACACGAGCCCGCUCGUUGUGAGGAAGCGUCCGCUGCCGCAGUCGCCGACGCCACCGCCCUCGGUGCGUCCCGGGGCGAUGCCGCGUCUCCCGUCGGUGCCGCUCAUGGGGACGAUGCGGUCGGCGACGCUCGAUUCGGCAGGGAGCCAGGCGCAGGGCCGGUUCCGCUCAGCAUCGUCGGCGUAUCCAGGCCAGAGGGAUGGCGCGGACUCGUUUGCUGGGGGGGAGAGGGCCUCGCGCUCACCCGGGGGCCACGAAGAGGCUGCGGAGAGCGAUGAUGAUUAUGAUUAUAUUGAGGCGUAUGUGGGGAAUGGGAAUGGGAGGGGCCAUGGUGAGGACGAGCAUGGCAGGAUGGGAUAUGAGCGCGGGAGGUUUGCGACGAAUUUGGAGGGUGGUGGUCUGAGGUGAGGUGCAAUUUUCUCAGUCAAAAACUGUGUGUUCCGAUGUGUCCUGCGUGCGUUCGUUCGAGUCGUAUAUGUUCGAAUUGUUUUGAUACGAGCCUUGUAUAGUGUAGUUGACUCGCUGGCCGAUGUAUAUGACCCCUCCCCCCUUUCGGUACUGUACGUAUACCCCAAGUAAUCAGACGACCAGGACGGAGCUGUCCCUGACCCCUGUCAGAUAUUGAGCUACGAUGUGUGAUAGAUACCAGAGUGUUUUUGAGACGCAAGGCCUUUCUGCUGAGCUGUGAGGCCUGCU
Molecule: messenger RNA, 3560 nt
Organism: Laetiporus sulphureus 93-53
Lineage: Eukaryota; Fungi; Basidiomycota; Agaricomycetes; Polyporales; Laetiporaceae
Exons: 6
Coding region: 381-3272 (963 amino acids)
Biological process (GO): negative regulation of protein kinase activity; endocytosis; eisosome assembly
Cellular component (GO): plasma membrane; eisosome filament
Molecular function (GO): lipid binding
Source: RefSeq, a predicted model, not a curated record